Messenger RNA from Protopolystoma xenopodis, 384 nucleotides. The record is from the annotation of a GenBank genome assembly. NCBI's taxonomy places the organism in Eukaryota, Metazoa, Platyhelminthes, Monogenea, Polystomatidea, Polystomatidae.
AUGUUGUCAGUCGAGCUGCACAAACUUCGUGUCUCGGAAGCUGAAUUGAAUCAGACUCUGGAAAUUCGUGAUGCUCUGAUUAACCAGCUUGAGAACGAUCUAGCCAGCCUAAAUCGUUUUCUCGGCUCUGCCAGUUGCAUUCCAGGGUCACUGGUUCCCUCCAUAACCAAUCUACAUCCUGGUUCUCCACCUUAUCAGGGAAUAAAUUCCCCAUCUACCCAUGACAUAUUUCCUUCGUCCUCUAGUUCCGACCAUCUAGCAUCUGCCUAUGGCAACGAGACCGUCUAUGAUCGCUGCCAGUCGCCUUAUGGUUGGUCUGAGGGAGAAAAGGCAUCGUUGACUGGUAGCGAAGUUUGCUUGGCGUCGGCAUGCAAUAAGUCUAAA